CCCCGGCUCUCGUCCGUGGAAGGCGAGGCGUGCCUUGCCCAGGCUGCUCCAAUCGCUUCCAGGCAGAGAGGCGGGGACGGCGGGAGGGAGGCGGGUAGGCUGCCACCGCGCGCGCAUACACCCACCAGCUCGCUCGCCAGGAAGGCCCUGCUGGGGCUGCAGCCCCCUUUCUGGGCGUGUGGCUGCCUCCGCCUCUCGGGGAAGGUUAUGCACUUGUGAUUCCCUUUCUUCCUCCUCCUCCUCCUGCCGCUUCCUCCUUUAUGCCAGUGGAGACCCUCUGUGCCUGACUAGCCCAUGAGCCUCCUCGGGAGCUACCGGAAAAAGACCAACAAUGAUGGCUAUGAAUCUUUGCAGCUCGUGGACAGCAACGGUGACUUCUGCGGCAGCCGGGAGCGAACCGGCGGCGGCGGAGGCGGCGGCAGCAUCAGCAAACAAGGGGUGAUCCCCGCGGUGGUGGCGGCAGCAGCAGCAGCCCGGAGCCCAGCGCGACAGCAGCACCAGCCGCUCGACUGCAGCACCAUGGACAGCUCAGGUGCCUCGUCUCCGGACAUAGAGUCUAACUAUGGGGGAGGCCUGUUAGACAUGAUGAAAGGAGGAGCAGGGAGACUGUUCAGCAACUUAAAGGAUAACUUGAAGGACACUCUUAAAGACACUUCUACGAAAGUUAUGCAAUCUGUUGCAAGCUACACCAAGGGAGAACUAGAUAUUUCUUACAUUACCUCAAGAAUUAUUGUGAUGUCAUUUCCUGGUGAAGGAGUUGAACUAGGAUUUAGGAAUCAUAUUGAUGAUGUACGGACGUUCUUGGAUACAAGACAUCCUGACCACUAUACAGUUUUCAAUUUGUCACCGAAGUCUUACCGUACUACAAGGUUUCAUAAUAGAGUAUCUGAAUGUAGCUGGCCAAUGAGACAAGCACCAAGUCUCCAUAACCUCUAUGCUGUAUGUAAGAACAUGCAUAACUGGUUGCAGCAGAAUCCCAAAAAUGUUUGUGUCAUCCACUGUAUGGUAAGUCAGGCAGAUGGUCGUGUAGCAUCAGCAAUCCUGGUCAGUGCAAUGUUCUGUUUCUGUCAUCUCUUCUCUAAUCCAAUUCCUGCCAUUCAGUUGUUAAAUUCAAAGAGACCUGGAAUAGUACUCUGGCCAUCCCACAGAAGGUAUGUAGGAUAUAUUUGUGAUCUAAUAGCAGACAAACCUAUUCAACCUCACUGCAAGCCUCUAACUAUCAAAUCAGUCCUCUUCAGUCCAGUGCCCUGUUUCAACAAGCAGAGAACUGGCUGCCGGCCUUUCUGUGACAUUCUUAUUGGAGAAACCAGAAUCUUCACGACCUCCCAAGAGUAUGAAAGAAUGAAGGAAUUCCGUAUUCAAGAAGGAAAAGUUGUAAUUCCGUUAGGAGUCACUGUCCAUGGCGACGUAGUGGUUUCUGUCUACCAUAUGCGAUCAACCAUUGGGGGACGACUUCAAGCUAAAAUGACGAACACACAAAUAUUCCAGAUUCAGUUUCACACUGGAUUUAUAGCCCUGGGAACAACGGUAUUAAAAUUCAAUAAACCUGAAUUGGAUGCAUGCGACUCGUCAGACAAGUACCCCCAGCUGUUCCAUGUCAUGUUGGAGAUAGAAAUAGAUUCUGCUGAUAGACAGACUGAUCUAACACCUCCAUGGGAAAACUUCACAACAAAAGAUAUCAAUCCCAGCAUUCUUUUCUCAUCACACCAGGAACACCAGGACACCCUUGCCUUGGCAGGUAGAGGUCCUGUAGAUGCGCCACAAGAUAACCUGAAGAAUGUGGGGCAGGGUGCAUUCUUGUCAACUCUCAGCUGGCAAGAUCAAAAACUGGAGAGAAGUAGCUCUCAUCCCAGCUCUGAGGACCGGGCGGCACUGGUGCAUGAAGAAAGUGAGCAGUCAGAUGAUGAACUCUUAUCCCUCUCCAGUCAGCAUAGUAACACCAGCAGUGACAAAAUCCAUGGGGCACCAAAGCAUACCAAGAAGCAUCAAGAGCCACCAGGUCCACCACCCCCAGAGGAUGUCGAUCUUUUAGGCUUGGAAGGCAGUCCUAUGAGCAAGAACUUCCCAGCAGCACCUGCCGCACCGCCCUCAAACUCAGACUUGCUGAGUGAUAUCUUUGGGGUUGGUAACUCUGGAGGACCAAAUCAAGGUGGACAGUCGGCUGUUGAGGAUGUAUUUCAGAUGGGUGGAACUGGAUCCACACAAUCCACCCCACGACGGUCUGCAGCUUCAGCAUCCCCAUCUCUGUCCCCAAGAGUAGGAGAAGCAGCUGCCUUUGACCCAUUUGGCGGUAGUCCCAAGAAGCCAGCCCCUGAUCUUCUAGGUUCUUUUCUUGGUUCAUCAAAUGCCACCACUGAUCCUUUUCUUCAAGGAGCACGGAGUCCUUCACCUACUGUUCAAGGAGAUCCUUUCAAUAUGGCUUCUUCUAGUACACCAUCUGUUUCCAUUCAGCCAGAUGUUUCAGGUGAUUGGGAAUGGCCUAGCAAAUCAGGUGGUCUACGUAUGGGGAGCAAAUCAGCUGCUACCAGCCCUACAGGGUCACUACACAGCACACCUACACAUCAAGCCAAACCACAAACACUGGAUCCUUUUGCUGACUUGGGAACUCUUGGUGCAAAUCUGGCAGGCUGUCCUUCCUUUGCUAGCAAACCCAGCACACCGACAGGAAUGGGUGGAGUAUUUCCUCCUAUGGGGUCACCACAGAAACCAUCUCCUCAGCCAAUGGGAGGAGGCAGCUGGCAACAAGGCACUGGAUACUCUUGGCCACAAUCACAGACAAAACCCCAACAAAGCAUGCCACAUUCCUCUCCACAGAACAGGCCUAAUUAUAAUGUGAGUUUUUCUGCAGCGCCCGGUGGCCAAAAUGACCGUGGAAAAGGACCAGGCAGUUCUGAAUCCAAACCAAAAGUGUCUGCUGAUUUUGAAGACCUCUUAUCUGGCCAAGGCUUUAAUGCUCACAAAGACAGAAAGGGACCAAGAACAAUAGCAGAAAUGAGGAAAGAAGAAAUGGCCAAGGAGAUGGACCCUGAAAAAUUAAAAAUCCUUGAAUGGAUUGAAGGAAAGGAGAGAAACAUAAGAGCCUUGUUGUCCACAAUGCACACAGUACUAUGGGAAGGAGAGACAAAAUGGAAACCCGUGGGCAUGGCAGAUCUUGUUACUCCAGAGCAAGUAAAGAAGGUUUACCGGAGAGCAGUGCUUGUUGUGCAUCCUGAUAAAGCUACGGGGCAGCCAUAUGAACAAUAUGCAAAGAUGAUUUUUAUGGAGCUCAAUGAUGCCUGGUCAGAAUUUGAAAACCAAGGCCAAAAGCCCUUGUAUUAGCGUACUUCCUCAGACAUUGCUGUAGACCUGUGCUAGUGCUCAUAUAGUUCCUUGCCACAAGAUUUUCACAGCUGAAUUAGUAUCUGGCUGGAAAUUUGGGAAAAAAUAAGACUAGCCCUAACACUAAAACCUUUUCGUAUGGAGAGCGGGAAGGUAUGGAGGCUGCUCCUUAGGUAUGCCAUGAAUUACAGAUGCAAAGAGAGGAGUUCUAGAAGUUAAUCUUAAUAGUGUUCUUUCAGGUAUAAACAGGGUAGGUAAGGAUGCAUUCUAGAAAACUGGGAUUGCUUGUCUUGGAACAAGUGAGGUGAAAUGAAUGGUCUCUCUCACUACGAACCAAAUAGAUGCUGUGUCACUAGGAAUGCGGCUUAGUCUUGAAAGUUUGUAUCCAGGACAAGCUUUGUCAAAACAAAGCAUAAGGAUGUUCAUAUGUGGUUAUUUGCUGUACACUAAACUCUCAUAAUAAUUUGACCCUUCAAUUACUUCUUGUAGUGUUUCUUUUUUUUUAAUAUGACAGCUAGGCAACUGGAUAUGUCUUCAGCAACUUACUGCUGCCUUAAACAUAGUACUGUAUUUCGUGUUUCAGACAAGCAGACAGCUAGACAUUUUACACCAACAAAGAAUUUGGGAAGUGUCUUUAAAUUAUUAUUUAUUUAUUAACAUGCAAAAGCCUGUUGAAGCAUUAUCCCAAAUCAACAGACCACUAAAGUUGUUUGCUGUUCAUUAUUAUUAAAGUAAGGGUGCAAGAAUACCUUGCAAAAAAAUUCCCAGUUAAAAAACACUUUGAAACCUGCCUCUGAAACAAACUUUGCUGCCUUCUUCAGCAUUGUGAAGUUAUGUGCUUAAUUGAUUCAAAAUGUAUAUCUAAAUUGAAUCAAAUAUCCAGUUUUUCCAGAACAUUUGUGAACACAAGCUAAUGUUACCAUGUAGACUCAACUUCUGAACUUCUAUAGGUAACUUACUAUGUUCAUGUAGUUUUGUAAGAUCUGAGGUGAGCAAAAAAUACGAAAAUUUACUUACUUACUUAUAUUGGCCCAGUAAGCAAUAAUGUUCAUAUAUUCACAUUAUGGUAUCUGAUGAUAAAACAAAAGUAUGUUCUCUCAUCUAAUGAAACUAAUUUUACAUAGCACUUUGAACUGUUUCUCCUUUUGCAGAGAAACUUAUAAUGGGAGUUUUAUUUAUUGACAUUUCCUGAAUGAAAUCUGGUCUCUGCCUUGCAUGGGGUAGAUUAAUAUUAUCUGGUCUCCUCUCCUUCAAGCAGUUGAUAGUUAAGUCAACGUGCAGCAACAGCCAUGUGAAACUUGGUUGUUUAUAGAGGUCCAAUGUGUUUAUAGAUGCUGAUUCGAUAUCUUUCUUGAAAACCAACUAUCUACAGGCUGUUGAAGGCAUCGUGCCACCUGACUCCAUUGAACAUUGGAUCCCAUUAUGCAGCCGAUUUCUUCAUGGAGCUGUUGCAUAGUAGCUACAAAAGUCACUGUAUUGGGGGGGGGAUGGUAACCUACAUCUGCCUUUUUGAUGUUCAACAGGUGGACAAAAAGGUUUCCACAUGCAGGGAAAACUCUCUAGAUGACGUGAAAAUCUUGGUCAAAUUGGUGUUUUAAGACAAUCUGUUUUCUGUUGUUCUAUUUUCUUUAUAGUGGAAAACCCUUUUCUGCAGAUACAGCAUGUCCACCAGCCUACGUUUAUUUUUAUAUUAAAUGCCAUCUUUUUGUUGUAUUGAUCCAUUAUUUAUUGCCAUUACUGCCAAUGUGAAACAAAACACCAAGCUCUCCUUUUUAUAUGUACAAGAUAUUAAGACGUUUGAACAACUAUAACAAACUGGAUGUUAUUUAUUAACAUAUUAUGAAAUGUUUUGAUCAAGUAUGUGCUUGUCUAUUAAAAACAUUUUGAAAUGUGAA
Messenger RNA from Podarcis muralis (Common wall lizard), 5213 nucleotides. RefSeq names its product DnaJ heat shock protein family (Hsp40) member C6 (gene DNAJC6). The record is from RefSeq and is a predicted model, not a curated record. Gene Ontology annotation, molecular function: clathrin binding. NCBI's taxonomy places the organism in Eukaryota, Metazoa, Chordata, Lepidosauria, Squamata, Lacertidae. Gene Ontology annotation, cellular component: cytoplasm; postsynaptic density; intracellular membrane-bounded organelle. Gene Ontology annotation, biological process: dephosphorylation; clathrin-dependent endocytosis; synaptic vesicle uncoating.